CGGCCCUCCAUAUACCCUUUGGUUUCCUUAUCCUAUAGAAUCCCCACUAUGACCUCUUCCAAUAUUCUUCAUGUUCCGUUUCGAAAAUCUGCCCCGCUUCAACUAUCUACUGCCAUCAAGCAGUAUAUCUCCACUAAGUAUGAUCAACACCCGGACAUGUUUACCACCGACUUGGCAGCCAUAGACAAGCUCAGGAGCGAUGCUAUCAACGUACAAGAAGCGCAUGUGAGUGGAGUUAUGAAGAUCUCGGUAUAUGCAGCGCAGUUGCAGUGGAUUAGCGGGAAGUUUCCUAUAGAUAUUGGGGCGGAUUUUACGUGGUAUCCGGCACUAGGGUAUAAUACACAACGUCCGGUCACCCAAAAUAACCUACAAUUCGAGCGUGCAAACGUCCUCUAUAAUCUCGGAUCCCUUUACUCCCAGUUGGCGUCCUCCUCUCCACGGACAACAGCCCAAGGCCUCAAAACAGCUUGCAACUACUUUUGCGCAGCCGCCGGUGUUUUCACGUAUCUCAAGAAGGAGGUUCUCACAGAGCUCCGUAGCACUCCACCGGAAGACAUGGAUGCCGGCACUCUGGAGUCUUUGGAGAUGCUGAUGCUUGCUCAAGCGCAGGAGUGCUUUUGGCUAAAAGCGGCCGUGGAUGGACAUAAAGAUAGUUUAGUUGCUAAGUUGGCGGCAAUGGUCAGUGAUUUUUACGACCUGGCUGGCGAAUUUGGAAUGAAGAGCGACUCGAUCUCUUCGGAGUGGAUGCACCACUUGUCAGCCAAACACCACCAUUUCGCAGCGGCAGCGCAGUAUAGAGCUGCCUGCGACUGCCUUGAAAGGUCGCUUUACGGGGAGGAAGUAGCUCGGCUGAAGGACUCCUUAGAUGCGGUUAAUGAAGCACUAAGGGGAGCGCGAUAUCUUAACAAAGUCGUUCUUGGUGAUUUGCAAGGGCUCAAAGAGAAAGUCACCGAAACCCUGAAGGGUGCGGAAAAGGAUAAUGAUCUACUAUAUUUCCAAGCAGUCCCACCAGCUUCUGAGUUGCCCAAGAUACCUAGGGCUCCGAUGGUGGAACCAAAGAUUCCGAGGGAGGUCUCGGAGGCCGCUAAUUUGCUUUCCGAAGGUGGCGCUUACGGGCCGCCACUGUUUUCCAAACUCGUCCCAUUUGCGGUGCAUCAGGCUGCAAGUAUAUAUGCCGAGAGGAGAGACCGAUUGGUUAACAAUGUCCUUGCAGACAAGCUAGAGUCUCUAACCAACAAGCUACAUGAGCUCCUCCGAUCCCUCAAUCUCCCCGGCUCCCUUCAGGCCCUGGAGAAACCACUGGGACUACCUCCUGGGCUUAUGUCCCACGCAGAAGAAAUAAAACAGCAAGGCGGAGUCGCGACGUUGUUGAAGUCUAUGGAUGAUAUUGCAAAAUUGAAGGCCAAUGAUAAUGCCAUGUAUCAGGAGGUGCUCUCUCCUCGCCUCUCGCUCACAAGAUCAGCGCUAACUAGGACUCAGGCUGUCGAGAUGCUAGACACCGAGGCAGCCGAAGACGAAAGGGCUAGAGGCAAGCAUGGCACUGACCAAUGGAACCGGGAGCCUUCCAGCCAGGCAGCGAGCAAACUCAUGGCAUCAGUCCAAGAGUAUGCUGGUAUUCUGAAAAGCGCGGACAAUUCGGAUGGCCUAGUCAAGGUGAAGCUAAACGAGUGCGAGAAGAGUUUAAGGCUUUUAGGUGGGGACAUUCACUCUCUCCAAGACUUCGUCCCGAACUCCUCUAGAGCAUCUUUAACACCCAAAAUGGAACGUGAGGUUGCAAAACUCCGCCAAUGCCUUAACGAAAUUUCCCGCCUAGAAUCCCGCAGAAGGCGCAAAAUCGAGAGUCUUCGAGAAAAGGCCAAAGCCGACGACAUUACGAGCGCAAUCCUAGCCGAGGCUGCGCGCCUAGAACGCGAAAGUCCCCUCCAAAAGCUCGAACCCGUCCACUUCGAGCCUCUCUUCGAAUCCCGCCUUACAGCGAAAUAUGACGGCGAAAAUACCCUGCUAAAGGAAGAAGCGGAAGUGCAAAAGGACAUCAUAUCCCGCACCCAGGAAGCCAACUCCUCUUUCGCUGCCUGCAGGAAGGUGGACUCUUCACUAAAGGAACGAGAACAGGCGUUGCAAACCCUCGAAAAUGCCCAUAGCAAGUAUCGUGAGAUACUGGAUAACUUGAAUGCGGGGAGGAAGUUUUAUAAUGAUUUGGCAAAAUUACUGGCGAGGUUCCGGGAUGAGUGCAAGGAUUUUGUGUACCAGAGGAGGAUAGAGGCGGGGCAAUUUGAAGUUGAAAUUACAAACGCGAUGCAAGCCGUUCGGCUCUCACAGACCCCAAUUUUGCAGCCGACCACACAACAUUACCAUCACCAAUCCCCACCGCAGCAAAAGCUACAGCAACAGCAGCAGCAUAUACCACUGCAAUCGCCGCCGUUGCCGGGUGUAGGACAGCAGCAGAGGCGGGUUCCGCCCGGAACACCUUUGCCGGCGCCGGUGCCCACUCGCGCCGCUAUACCGCCGCUGUCGCCGGGGCUGUGGAAGGGUGAUGCCACGACUGCUAUUAGGUUUGCGGGGGAGCCGUCGAAGCGUUGAUUGGUUGAUCGAUUGAUUGACCGGGGUUGGGCUAGGCUAUGGCGGAUUAGCCUAUGUUUGAUAGUUGUUUGAAUAUACAAACUACGUUUUACACCUUA
Molecule: messenger RNA, 2678 nt
Organism: Tuber melanosporum (Perigord truffle)
Lineage: Eukaryota; Fungi; Ascomycota; Pezizomycetes; Pezizales; Tuberaceae
Exons: 9
Coding region: 49-2580 (843 amino acids)
Cellular component (GO): endosome
Molecular function (GO): protein binding
Source: RefSeq, a predicted model, not a curated record